This is a messenger RNA of Penicillium macrosclerotiorum, 354 nucleotides long. RefSeq lists its product as uncharacterized. Bases 1 to 354 code for a protein of 117 amino acids. NCBI's taxonomy places the organism in Eukaryota, Fungi, Ascomycota, Eurotiomycetes, Eurotiales, Aspergillaceae. The record is from RefSeq and is a predicted model, not a curated record. The transcript is spliced from 2 exons.
AUGUCUGCUACCGCCGAGACAAAUAUGACUGGGACCGCCUCCGAAGCAACAAAUUCCCGUCGGAUAAGUCUCGAACUCUUCAAAAAGCGACGGAAACAUAUCUCCUGGUUCUUAAUUUUUUUGGCCAAGUAUCCACAUUCGAAAUCCAGAAUCGUGCAAGAGUUGCAGUUGAAGGAGCUACAAAAUUUCGCGGAUGAAAUAGCCGAGUACAAAGUCUGUCAGAAUGUCAUAGACGGCGCAGGCGAAUGUUUUGAAGUUCGAUGUGAUCGAAUCAAGGAUGCUUUGAUUGAGCUGAUAGAAGAGAUCCAACGGGACAACAUGAACGACAAGUUGUCUAUCACCUCAUGGGUAUGA